AAUAAAACAAAAAAAUGGAAGAAAACGAUCAAAAUUAAAAAUUGCCUAUAGAUUUUCUGCACCCGAAAAUGAAGAAGAAAAGUUUUUGCAUUAAUGGCAACGUCAGCCAUUGUAUUGUUAUUUUUGUUCUUAUCACACUUGUAUUAUUUUUUACUUUUCGUGUGUCAAAAUCCAAAACGAAUCAAUUAUACUCAUACGCUCCAUCCAAAUGUCGACCACAUCUACUUUGCUGAGCUUGUCAGCCACCACAACCACUACAACCACCCCGACCCUGAAUCCGUUCGACGAGGACACCAUUUUCACCGACUGGGUCACACCGGGCCUCGUCUCGGGCCUUUUUGUCGGUCUCAUUUUUGUCGUUUUGAUAUCCGUGGGCAUCUCGUGGAUGGCAUCUAUCCAAACACCCAAGAACAUGCCGACGAUGAAGCAGAAGAAGAACCAGUAAAAAAACCAACCCUUGGGCUUUGCAGUUCGAUUUUGUUCAGAGAGUCAGCAGCCGCGGUCCUUCUUUUUUUUGUUGCGCGGGGUGAAAAUUUUUUGGCUUAGGAGUUGGGUCA
Molecule: messenger RNA, 557 nt
Organism: Kickxella alabastrina
Lineage: Eukaryota; Fungi; Kickxellomycota; Kickxellomycetes; Kickxellales; Kickxellaceae
Exons: 1
Coding region: 94-546 (150 amino acids)
Source: RefSeq, a predicted model, not a curated record